AUGGCCUCAUUUCGAGCUAGCAGGCUGCAGAACCUGCUCACGAGCAAUCACCGGCUAUUGCAGUCCCAGCAAAAGAGAUUCGCCCAGGUGCACGAUGUGCGAUUCCUAGCCACACACAGAGAUCCGCGACAGAUCCUGGACAAGUACAAGCACAAGCUUGACCAGAAAGCAAAGGAAGAGGGCCAUGAAUCGGUAGAAGCCUUGAAAGAUGCGUAUAAAGAUAAAAUCGCCGAAUAUCGUCGCAAAGCCUCUACUGCCGCCACGCCCGAGCCGACAUCACCUCCGGCAACUUCUUCGCCUUCACAUUCGCCUGCUUCAACCCCGGCAGCAACUCCGCCUUCCUCGCCAUCACCAAUCGGCGCUGCUGCCAAGGGGACCAUAGACAGCAAUGCACCGGGUAUUAAACCACUCGGUUCGUAUCUGAACAUCGAGAAAAUCCUCACUCUACCGCCCAAAGAAAUCGAGACCCUGUGGCGACUCCGAAAUGCAAAUAACGCACGCUCAAUAUGUGCUGUUAUUCCCUUAGAUACAUACCAACGAAUGGCGGCGGCAGCCCGUUCCAACCCACAAUUCAUUCUCCCCUUGCCACGUCAACCGUCAACCACACAAGCCGAUGGAAGCGAGGGACAGCCCAAAGAAAACGACGGGUCAGCUGCGGUAGAAGGCGGUGCUGACAUUCAUUUCUUGCAAUGGGGGUUCCAUCCCCCCGCUGCAUCAACAUCAUCGCCGCUACAGACGGCUAACACACAUACCUCUACAAUCGUGUUCACACACCUUGCAGCCUACAAGCUGCAUGGCUCAUUUGCGCAGCCCCAUACAACAAUCACACACCAUCUUGACCUGGCAGAUGAGAAGGGACUGGUCCUUAUGCAUGGGCAAGUCAUGCCGGAUAGCGGCGUGUCCAUUUCCGAGGCCAGUUGGUUGGUAAGCUGCGUGCAGCGAUUCUAUGAUUUCGAUGGUGAAGGCAGUGGACGCAAAGGGGAGCUUUUGCGUAUGUUUACGCGCGGUGAUGUGGAGGGAUUCAAAGUUGAGGAUUUGGUUAGCGAAACGGAAACACUUUCCUAG
Molecule: messenger RNA, 1065 nt
Organism: Talaromyces atroroseus
Lineage: Eukaryota; Fungi; Ascomycota; Eurotiomycetes; Eurotiales; Trichocomaceae
Exons: 2
Coding region: 1-1065 (354 amino acids)
Biological process (GO): mitochondrial proton-transporting ATP synthase complex assembly
Cellular component (GO): mitochondrion
Source: RefSeq, a predicted model, not a curated record